This is a messenger RNA of Entamoeba dispar SAW760, 433 nucleotides long. RefSeq lists its product as uncharacterized. The transcript is spliced from 2 exons. The annotation marks the transcript as partial. NCBI's taxonomy places the organism in Eukaryota, Evosea, Mastigamoebida, Endamoebidae. The record is from RefSeq and is a predicted model, not a curated record.
UAUUACCGUGAAUACACCAAAUGAAAUAAUAAAUAAUCAGAAUGUAGCAGUUAAAACAAUAAAUAGAGAAUAUCAAUUUAAUAUUAUUCGUGAAUUUGGAAAGAAAUACUCUACUUUAAAAUGUCCACAUGCACAAUUUACAGAAGCAAUAAACAAAUUUGUUGAUGUUAUUUUGAGUGAUAUUCAAUUAUCAAAUGAAUAUUUAAAUAUACCAAUGAAUGAUAACUUAAUUGAAUGUUCACUAUCUGUACAUAUAAUUAAUAUAUUGAGUAUUAUAUCUUCUCUUCAUAAAGACAAGAAAUUAUAUGAAGAAAUUAUUUCAAAAUGUAUUGGUUUAUUUGAUUCUAAUAAUAAUAUGAAUCAUAAUAUAAUAUUGAUUAUAAGACUAAACAAUGUUGAAUAUGUAUGUGUUAAUCAAUCAACAGAUGAUUGA